UUGACCACGGUUUAGUGCGACUCAUCACGGUUUACCGCGAACAUGGACACAAAACCGCAAAAAUUAAUCCCUUGGGAGAGGAUGCGGUGGAGGUGGUUCCUGAGAUCGAAGCCUUAACUGAGGUCCUUCAGGGUCAAGGCUUGUUCCAAACCAAAGGAAUGUUGAACAUUGGGAAAGAGGAAGCUACCCUGGAAGAAGUGCUAGCAUACCUGAACCACACUUACUGCGGCCACAUGUCUGUCGAGAUCAGUCACUUGGAGACCCUGGCGGAGAGGGACUGGUUUGCUCAGAGGUUUGAGCAGAUCAAGCAGGAAGCCUUGACCCCAGAAGAACGCAGGCAUUUGGCAAAGUUAAUGCUGGAAUCUCAGGAGUUCGACCACUUUUUGGCCACUAAAUUUUCCACGGUGAAGCGCUACAGUGGUGAGGGAGCGGAGAGCGUGAUGGGCUUCUUCCACGAGCUGUUCCGGACGCUGGCGUUCAGCGGUGUCACUGACGUGGUGUUGGGAAUGCCUCACCGAGGCCGGCUCAACCUGUUGACAGGGCUCCUUCAGUUCCCUCCUGAGUUGAUGUUUCGUAAAAUGCGGGGUCUUAGCGAGUUUCCAGAAACCUCUCCUGCCCUCGGAGAUGUCCUGUCUCAUCUGACGUCCUCUGUGGACUUGGACUUCGGCUCUGACCGGACACUACACGUCACCAUGCUGCCCAAUCCCUCCCACCUGGAGGCCAUCAACCCCGUGUCUGUGGGUAAAACUCGCGGCAGACAACAGUCUCGGCAAGAUGGGGACUAUUCACCGGAUGGUGCUUCGCGACCGGGAGACAGAGCCAUUUGUGUACAGAUCCAUGGCGAUGCUUCCUUCCCAGGACAGGGAAUUGUGGCCGAGACCUUCACUCUCGCUAACCUCCCCCAUUACAGAGUUGGCGGGAGCAUUCACCUCAUCGUCAAUAAUCAACUGGGCUACACGACUCCCGCUGAGAGGGGGAAGUCCUCCCUCUACAACAGUGAUAUUGGUAAGAUAGUCCACUGCGCCGUUAUUCAUGUGAAUGGAAACGAUGCGGAGGAAGUGGUGCGAGCCACCAGGCUGGCUGUCGAGUACCAGCGACGUUUCCGCAAGGACGUGAUUGUAGACCUGCUGUGCUACAGGCAGUGGGGCCACAAUGAACUGGACGAGCCUUUCUUCACCAAUCCCUCCAUGUACAAAAUCAUCAGAUCCCUUAAGAAUAUUCCUGACUUGUAUGCGGAGAGCUUGGUGGCGGAGGGCCUGUUGUCGGAGCAGGAUGUGUCUCAGACAAAAACCGCCUUGUACUCUAAACUCAGCGAGCACCUCGCAAACAUGGCCCUGUACUCCCCUCCUGCCCUGAACCUCCAGGCUCACUGGACCGGCCUGGUGGAGCCUUCAGCCCACAUCAGCGUGUGGGACACGGGGAUAUCCUCCGAUCUGCUCAAGUUUGUGGGAGCCCAAUCCGUGCUCGUUCCUGAGGAAUUGAGUGUCCACAGUCAACUGCUCAGGACACAUAUCCAGGCCAGGAUACAGAAGCUGGAAGAGGGCACUAGGCUGGACUGGUCCACGGCUGAAGUGUUGGCUAUUGGAUCACUCCUGUGUCAAGGUUUCAAUGUGAGGAUCAGUGGGCAGGAUGUUGGUCGUGGUACUUUUAGCCAAAGGCACGUGAUGGUCGUUUGCCAGGAGUCAAGUGACAUUCACAUCCCCCUCAACCACAUGAGUCCAGAACAGAGGGGAUUUCUGGAGGUUUGUAACAGUCCGUUGUCUGAAGAGGCGGUGCUGGGCUUCGAGUAUGGAAUGAGUAUCGAAAGCCCCAAGCUUCUUCCAAUAUGGGAAGCCCAAUUUGGGGACUUUUUCAACGGGGCCCAAAUCAUAUUCGAUACUUUCAUCUCUGGAGGUGAGGCAAAAUGGAUGUUGCAGAGCGGGAUAGUUAUUCUGCUGCCCCAUGGCUAUGACGGAGCAGGUCCAGAACAUUCGUCCUGUCGUGUAGAACGUUUCUUGCAGAUGUGUGACAGUAAGCAGGAAGGCAUCGAUGGAGAUAAUGUAAAUAUGUCCGUUGUGCAUCCGACCACACCAGCACAGUACUUCCACCUAAUCCGCAGACAGAUGAUUAGAAACUUUCGCAAGCCCCUGAUUGUGGCGUCUCCUAAAAUGUUGCUUCGGUUCCCAGCUGCAGUCUCGGGUCUGGAUGAGAUGGCACCUGGAACCACUUUUAAACCCGUUAUUGGUGAUUUGUCCGUGGAUCCUAACAAUGUGUCUCGGGUGGUGUUCUGUUCCGGGAAACACUAUUACCCACUGGUUAAACACAGAGAGGCUGCAGCAGAGACUGCAAACAACACAGCUAUCAUCAGGGUGGAAGAACUCUGCCCAUUCCCACUGGAGGCUCUACAGAAAGCCGAGAAAUAUAAAAACGUCAAAGAUUUUAUAUGGAGUCAGGAGGAGCCACAGAAUAUGGGGCCGUGGUUCUUUGUAGCUCCUCGAUUUGAGAAGCAAUUAGGAUGCCGGUUGAAGCUGGUGAGCAGACCCCCUCUCCCUGCCCCCGCAGUGGGCAUUGGAACCUUACAUCAGGAACAACAUCAGGACAUCCUCAGGAGAACAUUCUCCUAAAAGGGCUUUGAGAAAUCUUUCAAGUUGCUCUCCAACAGGUGGUGGGGAGUGGUGGGGGGGGGUCGAACUCCAACCUUUUGGCUGCUGAGGGCCGGAUUUCCUAUUUGAGAAACGUACACAGGCCCCCGUAAGCGAUAUUUUUGUGUUUCCCUUUCAGAAACAUAACAUUUAGAGGUUAUGGUGGGAGCGGGUGUGCCAGGUGAAAUGGAGGGAGGGGGCGGAUGAAAUCGGCCCCUGGGCUGGAUGCGGCCCGUGGGCCGCCAAUUGGACCACCCCUCAGGGCCUACAUGCGUCUGACAGGGGAAGACACAACACUUAUUGACUUUUUGUAGUUGAGACUUUAUGUAUUGUACACUACAGCUUUUCCCCAAAAAAUUCUUCCUUGGAAAGGGCUCAAAUUCUGGGUUGACUUUUCUCAUGACCUUUACCUCUCCUCCGAACACGGAAAGUACUGAAACUGGCAUUGGUUAAGAAUUAAAAAAGAUUUCUUUGUGAUUUA
This is a messenger RNA of Callorhinchus milii (elephant shark), 3102 nucleotides long. It is a transcript of the gene dhtkd1, whose product is annotated as dehydrogenase E1 and transketolase domain containing 1. Gene Ontology annotation, molecular function: thiamine pyrophosphate binding; oxoglutarate dehydrogenase (succinyl-transferring) activity. Gene Ontology annotation, biological process: tricarboxylic acid cycle. The record is from RefSeq and is a predicted model, not a curated record. Lineage: Eukaryota; Metazoa; Chordata; Chondrichthyes; Chimaeriformes; Callorhinchidae.